This is a messenger RNA of Beauveria bassiana ARSEF 2860, 1227 nucleotides long. RefSeq names its product DUF974 domain-containing protein. Bases 1 to 1227 code for a protein of 408 amino acids. The transcript has a single exon. Lineage: Eukaryota; Fungi; Ascomycota; Sordariomycetes; Hypocreales; Cordycipitaceae. Gene Ontology annotation, cellular component: TRAPPIII protein complex. The record is from RefSeq and is a predicted model, not a curated record.
AUGAGCCACCAAAGAUAUCUCUCCCACGAUCCCAUCAAGGAACCCCAUUCCGUCUCCGUCAAAGUCCUUCGGUUUGUUUGUACCCUCAAUGCCUGGCACCCCCACCUCAAGAGCUCCCGUCUUGAACCCAGCUCCAUCCCUCUGAUACUGACUGACCCUCUCUCUCGUCUACACAGCCUAUCAUGCCCGUCUCUCGUACCGCAGUACCCGAUCGAGCCGCCCUUUAAGCCCUCAACUACCACCACCACCGCCAUCGCCGCCGCCGCCGACGCCUCACCUCUGCCCGCAUCGCUCGCCUACCACCCCAGCAGCACCAACCCGUCGCCGUUUCUCCUCAGCCCGAUCCUCAACCUACCCGUGUCGUUUGGCUCCGCCUACGUCGGGGAGACGUUUAGCUGCACCCUCUGCGCCAACAAUGACCUCGACGACAGUAGUAGCACCGCGACGACGAAGCGCCAGAUUCGCGACGUCCGCGUCGAGGCCGAGAUGAAGACGCCCGGGCAGACCAAGGCCCAGAGUCUCGAGCUCGGGCCGGCUCCGUCGUCUCAGGAAUCCGCUGCUGUUGGCGCCGCCGCUGCUGCUGCGACGGAUCUGGCACCGGGCGGCACCCUGCAGAAAAUCGUCUCGUUUGAUCUCAAGGAAGAGGGCAACCACGUGCUCGCCGUGACGGUGAGCUACUACGAGGCGGCCGAGACGAGCGGCCGCACGCGCACCUUUCGCAAGCUAUACCAGUUCAUCUGCAAGCCCUCGCUGAUUGUGCGCACAAAGGUUGGCGUUUUGAAAGCGCCCGCCCCCAAGAAGAAGAAGCAGCAGCAGCAGCAGCAGCAGCCGCCGCUUCGGCGGUGGGUGCUAGAAGCGCAGCUGGAAAACUGCAGCGACGACACGAUGCAGCUCGACAGGGUCGUCAUGGAGCUGGAGCCGGGGUUGACAUGCCGCGACUGCAACUGGACGGCGGGGGCGGGAGCGGGGUCGGGGUCAGGAUCGGCGGGUGUGCAGAAGCCGGUGCUGCAGCCCGGCGAGGUCGAGCAGGUGUGCUUUGUGAUAGAGACGCGGCGCGGCGGAAACGAGGAGGAAGAGGAGGAUGUGGAUGUGGUGGCGAGGGCGCGGGCCGCCGGCGGACCGGACGCGCGUGUCGUGUUUGGCGUGCUGGGCAUUGGCUGGCGUGGGGAGAUGGGUAAUCGCGGGUUCCUCUCGACGGGCAAACUGGGCACGCGGGUCGUGCGGUGA